Amphibalanus amphitrite is the source of this 3321-nucleotide messenger RNA. Its product is annotated as CRACD-like protein. The transcript has 9 exons. Bases 317 to 3157 code for a protein of 946 amino acids. The record is from RefSeq and is a predicted model, not a curated record. Gene Ontology annotation, biological process: double-strand break repair; positive regulation of DNA repair. Gene Ontology annotation, molecular function: histone binding; K63-linked polyubiquitin modification-dependent protein binding. NCBI's taxonomy places the organism in Eukaryota, Metazoa, Arthropoda, Thecostraca, Balanomorpha, Balanidae. Gene Ontology annotation, cellular component: BRCA1-A complex.
ACAAAUCAAUGAAAUAAUUUUUGCAUGUUUGUGCACAUGUUUGUGGGAAUGCUUGAAAAAGAACAGUACGAUUAGUAUCGCCUUGGAUGGCCUCGAUUUAUCCGCGGUUUCAAAUCAAAAUUUUAUGGUGAUCAGUGAUGGGCCAAGGCGGUUGUUAGCGGGCGUCUAAGUUGAAAUUAAUUUUUUACCUUUUGAGCUUCUUGCUCUGAAGAUAUAAAUCCUGUCAUUUGUGCCAAUGAGCAUCUCAAUUUAACGUCACUGUAUGAGAUCUGAUUGUCUACAUCAGUGAAAAGGUAGUAAGUAGUAGGUACUAGACAUGUCUCAACCAAUGGACAAGGAUAUGUCAGAUUCAGAAAUGGACAGGAUUCUCGAAGAAUAUGGAUUAUAUGAAGAUGAAAUGACAAGAAUUGAGAAACGACAGCUGAUACAGACGUUGGAAGUAUCGAAAAUAUCAGCGCAGUCAGAGCAAGAAAGUCGACUCAAGAAAGAGGAUGACGUAGUUAUUCUUCAGAGUUCGCCUGCGCUGAAGCGUCAUGCGUCCUCUGCAGGGACGAGCAUGACCGAUGCGUCUCCGGGAGCUGAGCCUUCGCCGCUGAUCGGCGGGGCGGCGCUGGCGCAGAGACGGCGACCACUGCGCGCUCCGGCCGGCGCCAGCCGCACAGUCAUCGUGUCAGAACCCGUGCAGCGGGAGUCGCAGACAGCAGACAGCCGGGCUGCAGAUGUGCGGACUGCGGACAGCCGGACAAGCAGCGAGCCGCCCAAACCGCCGGCAGCAGACAGUCGCAGAGUCGUUGUCACAGACACUCGGGAGCGGAAGUCACGGACAUCAGGCAACCAAGAGAAGCGUCUUCGAAGUACAGCAGACACCGACCAGGGGCCUGCUAAGGUAGCGACCACCUCGGGUGGAGCCCGUGACUCGGGAGACAGCUCAGACAGCUCCGAUAGUUCUGUCAAAGAGACCACUGCAGGCCGUCGACGGUCGGCGGCGCGCGACAGUGGAUCGGAGCCUGCGGCGUCGCCGGCUGACAGUGGAUCGGAGCCUGCGGCGUCGCCGGCUGACAGUGGAUCGGAGCCUGCGGCGUCGCCGGCUGACAGUGGAUCGGAGCCUGCGGCGUCGCCGGCUGACAGUGGAUCGGAGCCUGCGGCGUCGCCGGCUGACAGUGGAUCGGAGCCUGCGGCGUCGCCGGCUGACAGUGGAUCGGAGCCUGCGGCGUCGCCGGCUGACAGUGGAUCGGAGCCUGCGGCGUCGCCGGCUGACAGUGGAUCGGAGCCUGCGGCGUCGCCGGCUGACAGUGGAUCGGAGCCUGCGGCGUCGCCGGCUGACAGUCCGCCAGCAUCGCCGCCGCGGCCGAAACUGUACUACGUGAACCACGAGGGCCGUCGGGAGGCGGUGGAGCGCUCGGAGCGCGCCACGCGGCUGCUGGAGCUCCUCUCGGACGGCCGGUCGGUGGAGGAGAAUGUGCACCGCGUGCUGCGUCACCUGGAGCAGCAGCAGGAGCGUGCGCUGGCCGCCGCCGAGCAGCGCACCUGGCAGGACGAUAUACCGCCGUCACGCACCUUCCACGAGUCCAGCCUGCCGUCGCGGCUCGACCCGGCGCGGCUCGAGUACCGGCCGAAGGCACCACUGGCUCGGAAAAGGUCAGCCGCGCCCGACACUGAUAAGGUGCCUGCCGCGCGGAAAAGAUCAGCGGCGCCCGAGUCUGGUAAAAUGCCAGCGACGCGGAGGAAGCCGUCAGUCACGCCCGAACCCGAUAAGACGCCGAGUCCUGAGCCUCCACCAAGUCCGCAACAGCGGCGACCAACAUCGCCGCCGCCCCAGCCGCGUGAGCCGGGGGUUUCCGGCGGUCUGCCGACCGUGGACGGUGGCCGCCAACACUCGCGGGCCAGCCAGCUGCUGCAGCGCGCCAUCGACACACACUCGGCAAAGAAACGGCCGGCCACGACCAAACUGUCACUCAAACUGUCCACCCGGCCUCGCCCAGACGCUGCCGCCGCCGAUGGGUCCAGUCCCCCAGAGCGACCCAGUUCGAGCGGCGGCCCGCUGUCCCGCGGCACUGCGCUGUCCGUGCCGCUGCUUCCGGAGCUAUCUGCGGAGGAGGAGCCACCCUCGGCCGCCGCGCCGCCCGCCCGCCGGCGGCCCGUCUCGCCGGUCGCCGGCCCGUCCGGUCUGGCCAGACAGUCGCGUCGCCGUCUGGCCAGCGCCGAGAUCCGGCCGGCGCCGCUGCGACUGCCGCGUCGGUCACGGCUCGACCAGAACGGCCGCGUCAUGGUGCCGCUGGUAACAAAGGUUCAGGCGCCGGGAGGUCCGUCUAAGCAGCCAGCGGCCUCCGCGCUGACUGCCGGCGUUAACUCUUCGUCUUCGGAUGACGACGGUGGCGCACCGGCGACCAGUCGCGCCCGUGCUACCGGUCGGGGAGGGAGGCUCCCCGCUACCGGUGGGAACCGGUUAGGGUCCUCUGACGCCACCACCGGCCGGCCGGGACCCUCCGAUAUCGGCCGGUCGCGACCCUCCAGUUCUGGUGAUGGUGGCGACGGCGUAUUGGCCACCCCGUCUGGGACAAGUAACGGUGCGGCUGCAGCAGCUUCAGGAGACGCCGCCGGACAGAGGGUGCAGUGUCCGCUCUGUGCUGCCUUCUUCCCCAGCGACAAAAUCGAGGCGCACGCCAGUCGGUGUGAAGGUGACGACGUGAUGGAGAUAGAGGAGAGUCCGUCUCCGCCGAUGCGCCGGUCGGCCACCAACGCCAUCCGCGAACGGACGCCGCGCGGCCACCAGCGGUGCCGGCUCUGCGACCAGCUGCUCGAGGAGGGGCCCGCCUACCUGGACCACGUGGACGAGUGCCUGAGGCGGCGGCGACAGAGUCCUGGUGGCGAGGCGAACGGGGUACCUGAGGACGUCCGGCCGCCAUUGACGGUUCCGCUCACUCCCGUACAGAACGGCAGCGGCCGACACGCGAACACCGGAAUAUUCUCAGGCUCGGGCUUCUCGCCGACGUUCCAGCGGAUCAGCGCGCAGACCGGCUCGUGCAUCGACUACCACAACCAGUUCUCGUCGGCAGGGCGCCUCGGCGGCGGCACGGGACGGAAGAAGGGUGCUCGCGGCCGCGGCCGGCGCGGAGGCGGCAGGGCCAGAGGCCGGGCCAGGGCACGACGCUCCUGACCGGUCGGGGACCAGUGCAGACCCAGCAAAGCACAGGAUCUAGUCCAAAACAUUCUUUCACGCGUGUCUUGCUUAUGUAUGUGCCUUAUAAACUAAACAGUUGACUUAGUAAACUGUGCAAAUGCAUUUAGUCAUCAGUGAAAUACAUUCUUACUGUUUUUAAA